Messenger RNA from Closterium sp. NIES-65, 765 nucleotides. Lineage: Eukaryota; Viridiplantae; Streptophyta; Zygnematophyceae; Desmidiales; Closteriaceae. The record is from the annotation of a GenBank genome assembly.
AUGGGGAAUCACAGCCGUCCGGGAUGCCAGCCGGUUCUCCCCGCACGUGUGAAUAUCCUCUGUCGCCUCUUGCUUCCCUCUCCUUCGGCUGAUGGUUGUCCCAUCUCUCCCUACCUUCCUACAUCUACCCCCUUCGCUCAUGUUACCGCGUCCCCCCUCCCCGUCCCACAGAGGGAAGCGCGGUCAUCACCUCACACGGAUGCCCACACCUGCGUGUCCGCUCCCUAUCUCUCCCACCUUCCGCUAUCCACUCUCAUCGCCAUCGCCUCCUCCCUCCUCUCACACCUCUCCCUCAUACACCAUCUCAACCACCCUCUCCCCUCUCCCCUCUCCGAUCCCCUUUGCCCCAACCUCCUCUCUCCCCCUUUACUCCCCUCCUCCCUCUCCUCUUCCAGCCCCUCCUCCCUCCCCUCAACAAUUGCCACCAUCCCCUCUCUACUCCACUCCCUCCGCUCCUCCAUCCCUCUCCCCUCUCUCCGCCAACUCUACUCCAUCCCUCUCCUCCCCCCGCCUCCCCCUUCCCCUCCUCCCUCCCUCUCCCCUCCCUCCUCGCCCUCCUUCCUCUCCCAUCACUCCCUCCACCUCCUCCUCGCCCUUCUUCCUACUAAGGCUCCUGCUUCUCCCUCUCCCUGCCAUUUGCCCUCGUCUCCUCCCACUCGCCGGGAUUUUCCGCCUUGUUCGAUCCCUCUCUCUGCUCACCUCCCUCCUCCUCUUCCUCAGCAUCACCUGCGUUUUCCACGUCACCUGCAUCAUCACCCAGUCUAA